UCCAAGUGCGCAUGCGGCCUGGGCUCACGGGAGAGGAUGGCGGAUUCAGGGAGCGACGAGGUAGCAGUGAUCGGAAACACCGAUCUGACUGCCGCCGAGGAGCAGAACAACCGAAACAACACGGAUGUGGAGAAAAGCACACCCCUGCUCAAGAAAAUGGAGAUCAGUGUUUCAGAGGCUGAGAAAAGAACUGGGAAGAAUGCUGUGAAUAUGCAGGAGACCUAUACGGUUUACCUCAUAGAAACCAGGCCUGUUGACACUAUUACAGAAGGACAAAACCCAGCCCCAGACUCGCUGUGGAGGAGAUAUAGUGAAUUUGAGCUGUUGAGGAACUACUUGUUAGUGACCUACCCCUACAUUGUAGUUCCACCUUUACCUGAGAAACGGGCAGAAUUUGUUUGGCACAAAUUAUCAGCAGAUAACAUGGAUCCUGACUUUGUGGAAAGACGUAGAAUUGGACUGGAGAAUUUCCUGCUUCGCGUGGCUUCACACACUGUUCUUUCAAAGGAUAAGAUCUUCUUUCUGUUUAUGACACAGGAAAAUGGAUGGAAGGACAUGGUGUACGAGACAGGAUUUCAGGCAAAGGCAGAUUCAAGGUUGAAAGCCCUGAAUGCCACUUUCAGGGUAAAGAACCCAGACAAGAGAUUUACAGAACUGAAACACUAUAGUGAUGAACUACAGUCUGUCAUAUCACAGCUGCUUCGCGUCAGAGCUAGAGUUGCAGAUCGUCUGUAUGGUGUAUACAAAGUGCAUGGAAAUUAUGGAAGAGUCUUCAGCGAAUGGAGUGCCAUUGAAAGGGAGAUGGGGGAUGGACUGCAGAGUGCUGGGCACCACAUGGACGCAUAUGCUGCCUCAGUGGAUGAUAUUCUAGAAGAGGAGGAACACUAUGCAGAUCAGUUAAAAGAAUAUCUUUUCUAUUCUGAAGCUGUCCGGGCGGUCUGCAGGAAACAUGAACUAACGCAGUACGAGCUGGAGAUGGCUGUUCAGGAUCUAACCUCCAAGAAACUGCAGCGGGAAGAGCUGGCAACUGGAACUGUAAGAACGUUCUCGUUGAAAGGAAUGACCAGCAAGCUUUUCGGACAGGAGACUCCGGAACAGAGGGAAGCUAAGCUGAAAGUUUUAGAAGAGCAGAUACUUGAGGGGGAGGAAUCUGUGAAGUCCAAAAAUUCCGAAUGCGAUGAAUAUGUCAAGAAUGCUUGGUUAGACAUUGACCGAUUUAAAGAACAGAAAAAUCAGGACUUGAAGGAGGCCAUUAUCAGCUAUGCUGUAAUGCAGAUAAGCAUGUGCAAAAAGGGAAUUCAAGUGUGGACCAAUGCUAAAGAGUGUUUCAGCAAGAUGUGAAUUUCAUUCCAAAUAAGAGCUAACAACCCCCACAAGCAAAGCACAACAGCAAGAACAGGAGACACUACAUAACUCAGCAUGGACAGACACUCUUAGGAACUUGUCUACUGGAUGCCUGGAAAUCUGUGUUUAUGGUCACCCACAAUUUCAUAUACAAUGGCACAAAAUAAUGUUUUUACUGUAAGCAUAAUUGUUUUCAUAAAAUCAAAAAGAAACAUUAAUUGGUUAAACGAUCCCUGUGGCACCAUGAAAUUUGUCUACAUUUCGUGUCUUAAAUGAUUUCCAUGUGGACUCGCAAGUUUCCUUUUGGUAAUUUUUUAAAUUAUUCUAAAAUUGCCACUUCUUCCACUAUGUUUCUGAAUCCACUUAGAAGACAAUUUGUUUCUAAUAUUUUUUCUUUGUGGACCUGAAGGUUUUUUUUUUACCUUAGAAGUGCAUUUUUCAGAUUGCAUUUAAAUACUGACAUUUAUAUAAGAGACUUUUACUUUUCUUCAAAUGAAGGUGGGCUACAUGAAUGCCAAGUUUUAAUCCUAGAUUUACUGUAGUCCUUUCAAAAGAGACUCUUUGCUGAUUACUGUAGCAUAAAACCAGAAAACAUGUACAGCAUAACAAACUACUUGAAGAAAUACAAGUGUUUAUAUUAGAUUUGAGAUAAUUUGGCUACACCUAAGAAACCUUUUCUCUUAAAAAUAAUUUAGCUUUACCAACAUGAAUAUAUUUUAAAGGUUUACAAGAUGUAAGUCAGGAAUGUAAGUCAAAGUAAUUUUCUUUAAUUCUUAAGGUAUAAGGUUUUGUCAGUUCAUAAUGUUUUAUUCCUAGUUCUGAAAUAUAUUACAGUAUUUUCACCCUUGUAAUUAACAUCCGCACCCUUAUAGAGCUUUUGCCAAACACAUUGGAUAUCACAUUGAAGAAAGUCUUCCCCUCUUAUUUUCCAAGCACAGGAUGUCCAUGAGCACAUCUAAAGCCUAGAGUUACUUAAAAUGAACUGGAUAAAUAGUGUACCGGUGAACCUUUCUCACUGGAUACAAUAUUAUGAGUUGCAAUAGAGUAUGUGUAUAUUUAUAAGGUUAUACAUGGAGAGAAGACACAGUUAUACAAAGCUGUUGCUAGAAGAAGUUUAAAAAUGAGUCUUCACUAUUCCCUCAACCUGAGUUAGUGGAAAUAAGGAUUGAAGACGGCCUGUUGACCUGGGAAUUUCCCUGUUAAAGGAUCUGCCGUAAUGUUGCUGUCUGUUAGGCCUGCAGUCCUUAGCUAACACAUACUGUUGAGCCCUUCAUUUCAUAUACAAAAAUUAAAUUAUCUGUAUGUGCGGGUGUAUACUGGUAAGAAACUUAAAAUUGCCUACUUGCCAAAAAUAACACUGUAAAUUGCAGGAUACCAGAUCACACUGACAAGUUAAUUUCACAAAGUAAGCGUUGCCUUCAAAUGUAUGAGACAUAUUGUUUCCUUUACCUCCAACCCAGUUAAAUUCUAAUCUAGAUUCAUUUUCCGCUGGAGUUUAUCAGGAAAGACGGAACCAUUUAGUACAUUUGACAAGGGAAAAUAUUUGUACAGAGCAGCAUUCUAAUAAUGUGCCAAAACGGCUAAUGAAAAUCCUAAUUGAUUUUAUAAUGUACAAUAUGAUUGAAUUUAUAUCUAUACUCUCAAAGAUCGCAGUGAAUAAUAAUAAAAGAGUUGCACAAAA
Lepisosteus oculatus (spotted gar) is the source of this 3025-nucleotide messenger RNA. RefSeq names its product sorting nexin 4 (gene snx4). Gene Ontology annotation, biological process: protein transport; positive regulation of autophagosome assembly. The record is from RefSeq and is a predicted model, not a curated record. Lineage: Eukaryota; Metazoa; Chordata; Actinopteri; Semionotiformes; Lepisosteidae. Gene Ontology annotation, cellular component: SNARE complex; early endosome membrane; plasma membrane. Gene Ontology annotation, molecular function: phosphatidylinositol-3-phosphate binding.